AAACAAGAACUAAAAAAAAAGGAGGAAACUAAACUAAACUUCCUAAAAUAUUCACUCCAAACCAACCGAAAUCUCCCUCUCAAAAUCUCCACCAUGACUAACCCCAAAAAACCACCACCACCACCACAACCAUCAAUUCUCCACCACAUAUUAACCCUAGACACCACACUUUCCCACAACAUCCACUCAUUAUUCCAACCAAUAAUCCCACGCGCCACCCUUAAACUCCUCGAAAUCACCGGCGAUGGUCGUCUAUGGUUUCCUCUCUCAAUCUCUCUCCUCCUUUCUCCAAUCUCACUCCACUCUCCCACUCUUUACUCUUUCUCUCUCUCUCUCCUCUUAGGUCUCAUCUCCGACAUUCUAUUCAUCGGAAUCCUCAAACACCUUAUAAAACGUCGUCGUCCUAUGUAUAAUCCUGUUAUGGGGUCCACUCUCCCCGUUGACCAUUGGUCUUUUCCUAGUGGUCAUGCUUCUAGAGUCUUCUUUAUUGCUUCUAUUUUCUCUCUCUCUAUCUCAGCCGUUGAUCAAGGGAUUCAUCAUUUGAAGAUUUUUCAUCGGAGUGUUAUUGACCGUUGGAUUGGUGGUCGUGAUUCAGAUAAUGCCUACUAAGACGAUGAAAUGCGUGUUUGCUAUGUUACUCGGGCUCCGCUACAAAAGUCUGUAGGAUGGGUAUGUAACUAUGUAUGUACUAUUAGUAAAUUUUGGGGACUUUACAUACUUUAACCCCACAAAACAUUAGGAUAUGAUGAGUGUAUCUGUGUAUAGCAGGAAGCUUAUGCAUUUGUCUCAAUUGUAGAUACUUAUUUGGG
Messenger RNA from Beta vulgaris subsp. vulgaris (sugar beet), 809 nucleotides. RefSeq names its product probable lipid phosphate phosphatase beta. The coding region runs from base 94 to 609 and encodes 171 amino acids. The transcript is spliced from 2 exons. NCBI's taxonomy places the organism in Eukaryota, Viridiplantae, Streptophyta, Magnoliopsida, Caryophyllales, Amaranthaceae. The record is from RefSeq and is a predicted model, not a curated record. Gene Ontology annotation, molecular function: sphingosine-1-phosphate phosphatase activity.